CCCGGGAAAGAUGGACUUCCUGGGUACGAGGGAGCCACAGGUAGACUAGGAGACAGAGGGUCCAAGGGAGAACGGGGGGACCCAGGGAUACCUGGAGCGAGGGGAGUCCAAGGAGAGAGGGGAAGGACAGGAGACCCAGGAAUAGUGGGACCUAUUGGGCCCCAAGGCCACCGAGGAGACCCUGGCCCCCCAGGUCCCAUAGCAUCACCAAGCCCUCUGAAUGAUGCCAACUCCAUGGAGGAAAUUAAAAUGUUUAUCCGGAAUGAAGUAUUGCGGUUGUUUGAAGAGAGACUAUCAAGCCAUGCCAUGCAGAAGACGCCGGCGGCCAUUUUAGCGGCGCAGGUUCGACAGGGUUCUCCCGGUCCCCCUGGCAACGACGGAUCCCCAGGGUCUCCGGGGGAAGAAGGCCCCCCCGGCCCUCAAGGGUACAGAGGUCAGAAAGGAGAGAGGGGUCAGCUAGGUCUGGGGAUACCAGGAGCUCCAGGUCUGGCAGGACCACCAGGUGAACCUGGAAGCAGUAUCCAGGGGCCAUCGGGCCCUUCAGGUCCCCAGGGACCUCAUGGUAAAUGUGAUCCCAGUGACUGUCUCCAUCCAUCCUCUCACUCCAGACGGAACGGCUAGGGCCCCCCCCUCAACUGAUAGGGGACCCUUCAAUGAAUAAAGGCCCUCUCAAUGGCUAGGGCCCAGGGGCCCCCUCCACCCAUCCAGCCUCCAUCUCUCUACAGCAGUCAACCAUAGGCACAGGAGCCGGGCGUGUGGAGCCUGAUCACUCAGUCAGCUCAUAUCAGACAGACAGUAUCGUCCUUGUGGUCAGUUUUACAUUGAAAACACACAUCCUCUGUUUCUGCUUUACAUGGGAAAGACUCAACCAGAAAUAGAUACAACAUGUAUCUCAACACAAUGGUGUAGGAUGAAAUUGCCCAUAGAUGCUGAUCUUGGGUCAGUUUUGCAUUUUCCCCACUAAUUGUUAAGGUUAGGUUUGGGGGAGGGGAAGCUAAUCCUAGAUCUGUACCUAGUGGAAACUUCACCCUGGAGCGCUCACAACCGCCUUUCGGUUUUCUUAUGACCAUAGAAGCAUUGAAAUGCAAUUAUGUGUUACUUUACGUUGAUGGUUAUUCUAUUCAUUUGAAACGUGUUACAGUCCAUUAUUAUUGUCAUUGUAGCUAUGAUGAUCAUAUGAAGCACUGUUUCAUUUAUUUCUUGUUUUCACACAGCUCCCCUGCUCUGACCUGAUGCAUUCCAUAUUCAUUCACAUGAAGUCUUUCGAGACCUUAAAUUCAUUUGUUUCUUUAAAUAAUACUGUCGGGAGAAAACAUUUUCUUCAUGAUUUAAUAAUGCUUGUUUAUGGGGACAGCUAUGCACACGUUUGGUCUCAUUUGAUAUUUUCGUUGUGUGUGUGUGUGUGAGCUGGUAAACAGGCAGUCUGAAACGUGUGUGUUUGUGUAUGACUAAUCAAUAUUCUUUGUGUGAACUGUUUAUGCAAAGUGAAGGAGGAUCAUGUAACAUGAAAUAUAGUUCUGAAUAUAUAUUUCAUAUAUUAAUAUAUAUUUCCUCAAUGAAUGGGAUAUUUGUGAAACGUUUUAGAAGGAAGCUAGCUACAUGAUUUGAUCCAUUUACAUAACAUUAUGAAUAUCUUGUCGUGUAAUUCAUUACUAGAGCUUUGUUUAUGAAUUUUAUGAAGUUUUGAGAAUGCUAAAUAUUCUGUGUUUCAAACACUACCAGUCAGAUAUAUUGCAUGAUACUGUUGUAAUUGUAAAGGGAUGGUCUUGUAUCAAAACAGAAUACUGGGUUCCUCUCUCGUCACCCUACACUCUCGGUACUUUAUGUGAGGCGUUACUCAGUGAGAUCUCUCCACAUACUAUACACCUCAACAUGUAGUGUUCAUAACAGACUAAUUGAAUAGCCUGCUAGAUUGGGUUCUGAGUUCUGAUAUUAUUCAACAGGUAACAUCGCCUGACUGUUGCCAUAUCUCAAGACAACCAGCACAACAUGAUCAAGGGUUAAACACUAGCUUAAUGCCAACUGAAUGUAGUUUGUGACGGCUUGGUCAAGUUGACAUUUCUUCCAUGUACAGUUUGUGUGUAAGUGUGUAUAUUAUGCUAAUGUCGUAUCACCUCACGUUCACGUGAAGUUAGCCGCGAAGACUUCAAUGUAGAUUUCUUGCAGUCAUACAUAUGGCUAACAUGAAGUAGGACAGUUUCCCUUUAUCCAUGGUCUUGUCUCCAAAGAGGGCAAACAAAUACAUGUCAAAUACUACAGUGAUUGAUUGAAGUUGCCCAGUACAAUGAAACCAAUAGAAUAUGGUAGGAUCGGAGAUGUUGUUACAUCGCUGCUCUUUUGGCAACAUGGUCUCAUUAGAAUAUGUCAAAACAAUAGUGCCAUUUAACUACAUAGGCAUCUGUCACUUCUGUGGACGUAUUACUGAUAUGUCACUAAAUUAGACGUCACUUAUAGUGACAUAUUAGCUACUUAUAUGUCACUAUAACGUCGGCUUAUGUGGUCAGAUUCAUGAUGUGAGUCAGCUUUUAUUGUUUACAUGGAGUAUACAGCUGAUUCCUCUAUCAGAACUGUGUGUACAUCAGUCUACAUGGGUGCUAUGUGUAUAUUUAGAUUGUGAAGCCAUAAGAGGUGAUCUUUCUUAUCUAAUAACAACACUGCAAUAUUUUACUUCUGAGAUUUCUUUCUUUGUAUUCUUGGUGGGUCUUUACUUGAACUCUUAUUUUCUGAAAGUGUUUUUAUUUUUUAUUUUGACAAUAUCUGUACAUUACGGCUCAGAUACAUAUUUCUCCCUCACCUGUUUGACCAUGUAGCAUUGUUUGUCACUGUAUACAUAUAUAUUAUGUUGGUGUGUUUUAAGACUGCAGUUAUUUAGUUAUUUAUUUGUUGUGUUUCUGAUUGGAAAGUAAUACGCUAAGAAUGAAGGACAUUAAUGAAAUAUCUCUGUACUUCUCCAAUGUUAUCAGAGUGCUCUCUCUGUCACUCAGGCCUCAAUUCAAACAAACAUGCCCUUAGGUGUUUCAUUUUGACCCAGUGACCUAAAACCCGGUAAAAACACCCGGUAGACUGUCAUCAUAGAGAUCGAUAAGAUGUGUGUUUCCAGACGCAUUCAGUAGUUAAACAAAGGUACUAUACAAUAACUAUAUUAUGGUCGUCUCCUUAAACCGACCCUAGGCAGUACUGGAUACAUUGUGGGAGGCAAUCCGUCUGCCUUGGGAGCAGUACUGGAUACAUUGUGGGAGGCAAUCCGUCUGCCUUGGGAGCAGUACUGGAUACAUUGUGGGAGGCAAUCCGUCUGCCUGGGGAGACUAAUACUAAUGUCGGUUUGAUUAGAUCUGGACCCUCAAAGGCAAUUAUUUAAGUUGGAGAAAGUACGUGGGUGGAGCUGACACUUUGUGAUGUUUAAAUGGUCUCUUUUGCCUUCUUUUAUCGGUCUAAGGCACUGCAUCACAGUGCUUGAGGCGUCACUACAGACCCGGGUUUGAUCCCAGACUGUGUCACAGCCGGCCGUGACCGGAAGACCCGUGAGGCGGCACACAAUUUGUCCCAGCGUUUUCUCCGACACAUUGGUGCGGCUGGCUUCUGGGUUAAGCGAGCCGUGUGUCAAGAAGCAGUGCAGCUUGGCAGGGUUGUGUUUCGGAGGACGCAUGGCUCUAGACCUUCACCUCUCCCGAGUCCAUACCGGAGUUGCAGUGAAGUGAUGGGACAAGCCUGUAACUACCAAUUGGAUAUGACGAAAUUGGGGUUAAAAAGGGGUAAAAAAUUAAAAACAAUGUCACACUCCUGCACUCCCAUUUCUUUGAGUUGGAGAUUUUCUCUUAGUAUUUCAGAGAAUCAAAUUGAUCGAGGGUCUUUGAAGAUAGCUUGGUGACAGUGGAGGCUGCUGAGGGGAAAAUGGCUCAUAAUAAUGUCUGGAACGGAACAAAUGGAAUGGCAUCAAACACAUGGAAACCAUGGAAACCAUGGAAACCAUGUGUUUGAUGUAUUUGACACCAUUCCGCUCCAGCCAUUACUAUGAGGCCGUCCUCCCCAAUUAAGUUGCCACCAACCUCCUGUGCUUGGUGAUAUGUAUGGCUCAGGUCAUGAUAUGUCAAUGAGGUAACUGCAUAUUCAACCCUUUGACUUUUACAGAAGACAUUAGCUAAUUGGUUAACAACAUUGGGGCAUUUCUUUAUUUCCAUGUCACACUGUUACUGCAUGCUCGUUUGGUUGGCAUCUCAACGUGAACAUUUUAUGUGGCUCAAUGAUACUGCCGGAAGUAAGACACAAAGGCUGCGUUUACUCAGGAAGUCCAAUUCUGAUUCUUUUGCCCAAUUAUUGGAAAAAGAUCUUAGUGGUCAAAAGACCAAUAUUACAGCAAAAUAUCAGAAUUGUCUGCCUGUGUAAACACAGCCAUAGGCAGAAUGACACAGAAUAUGGUGAGCUGUGUCUCGUGUCCUUACUUCAUUUGUAAGUGGACAGGGCCCUCUAGUGUUCAUUAGAAGAUUGUUUGCUAUACUGAUUAAUAUUUAAUUUCAAAUAAUGAAUCCUCUGAUGUGUUGUAUUAACUUGUACUAAUUUCCACAUUCCAACACCCGUCCUUAGAUGAAUGAUGAUGGCUUGAUGUGGUUAGUCUGUUAGCCUUGAAACCAAGCUGAGAUGUAUCCUUUCACCAUUGUGGAUUUCAGGCUAGUAGUAUGUUAUGGUGUGUGUUUUCAGAGCAAACUCUCUUGAAGGAGAUCGGUGAAAGGUCCAAUGCACCUGUUUUUAUCUAAAUAUCAAAUCAUUUUUGGGUAACAAUUAAGUACCUUACUGUGAUUGUUUUCAAUUAAAAUGGUCAAAAAGAAACAAAAAUAGCUUCUUAGCAAAUAGACAUUUCUCAAGGAUGAAUUUUGCUAAGACUAUAUACAUAUCUAUAUAUAUAUAUAUUUGACUGCAGUGGGCCUUUACUUCAUAGUCAUGAAUGGUUUUUGACUGCAGUGGGCCUUUACUUCAUAGUCAUGAAUGGUUUUUGACUGCAGUGGGCCUUUACUUCAUAGUCAUGAAUGGUUUUUGACUGCAGUGGGCCUUUACUUCAUAGUCAUGAAUGGUUUUUGACUGCAGUGGGCCUUUACUUCAUAGUCAUGAAUGGUUUUUGACUUUCAGUGGGCCUUUACUUCAUAGUCAUGAAUGGUUUUUGACUGCAGUGGGCCUUUACUUCAUAGUCAUGAAUGGUUUUUGACAGCAGUGGGCCUUUACUUCAUAGUCAUUAAUGGUUUUUGACUUUCAGUGGGCCUUUACUUCAUAGUCAUGAAUGGUUUUUGACUUUCAGUGGGCCUUUACUUCAUAGUCAUGAAUGGUUUUUGACUUUCAGUGGGCCUUUACUUCAUAGUCAUGAAUGGUUUUUGACUGCAGUGGGCCUUUACUUCAUAGUCAUGAAUGGUUUUUGACUGCAGUGGGCCUUUACUUCAUAGUCAUGAAUGGUUUUUGACUGCAGUGGGCCUUUACUUCAUAGUCAUGAAUGGUUUUUGACUUUCAGUGGGCCUUUACUUCAUAGUCAUGAAUGGUUUUUGACUUUCAGUGGGCCUUUACUUCAUAGUCAUGAAUGGUUUUUGACUGCAGUGGGCCUUUACUUCAUAGUCAUGAAUGGUUUUUGACUGCAGUGAGCCUUUACUUCAUAGUCAUGAAUGGUUUUUGACUGCAGUGGGCCUUUACUUCAUAGUCAUGAAUGGUUUUUGACAGCAGUGGGCCUUUACUUCAUAGUCAUGAAUGGUUUUUGACUGCAGUGGGCCUUUACUUCAUAGUCAUGAAUGGUUUUUGACUGCAGUGGGCCUUUACUUCAUAGUCAUGAAUGGUUUUUGACUUUCAGUGGGCCUUUACUUCAUAGUCAUGAAUGGUUUUUGACUUUCAGUGGGCCUUUACUUCAUAGUCAUGAAUGGUUUUUGACUUUCAGUGGGCCUUUACUUCAUAGUCAUGAAUGGUUUUUGACUGCAGUGAGCCUUUACUUCAUAGUCAUGAAUGGUUUUUGACUGCAGUGGGCCUUUACUUCAUAGUCAUGAAUGGUUUUUGACUUUCAGUGGGCCUUUACUUCAUAGUCAUGAAUGGUUUUUGACUGCAGUGGGCCUUUACUUCAUAGUCAUGAAUGGUUUUUGACUUUCAGUGGGCCUUUACUUCAUAGUCAUGAAUGGUUUUUGACUGCAGUGGGCCUUUACUUCAUAGUCAUGAAUGGUUUUUGACUUUCAGUGGGCCUUUACUUCAUAGUCAUGAAUGGUUUUUGACUUUCAGUGGGCCUUUACUUCAUAGUCAUGAAUGGUUUUUGACUGCAGUGGGCCUUUACUUCAUAGUCAUGAAUGGUUUUUGACUUUCAGUGGGCCUUUACUUCAUAGUCAUGAAUGGUUUUUGACUUUCAGUGGGCCUUUACUUCAUAGUCAUGAAUGGUUUUUGACUUUCAGUGGGCCUUUACUUCAUAGUCAUGAAUGGUUUUUGACUGCAGUGAGCCUUUACUUCAUAGUCAUGAAUGUUUUUUGACUGCAGUGAGCCUUUACUUCAUAGUCAUGAAUGGUUUUUGACUGCAGUGGGCCUUUACUUCAUAGUCAUGAAUGGUUUUUGACUGCAGUGGGCCUUUACUUCAUAGUCAUGAAUGGUUUUUGACAGCAGUGGGCCUUUACUUCAUAGUCAUGAAUGGUUUUUGACUGCAGUGGGCCUUUACUUCAUAGUCAUGAAUGGUUUUUGACUGCAGUGGGCCUUUACUUCAUAGUCAUGAAUGGUUUUUGACUUUCAGUG
Oncorhynchus keta (chum salmon) is the source of this 6738-nucleotide messenger RNA. Its product is annotated as collagen alpha-1(XIX) chain-like. Lineage: Eukaryota; Metazoa; Chordata; Actinopteri; Salmoniformes; Salmonidae. The transcript has 7 exons. The record is from RefSeq and is a predicted model, not a curated record. Bases 235 to 621 code for a protein of 128 amino acids.